This is a messenger RNA of Malassezia restricta, 459 nucleotides long. RefSeq lists its product as uncharacterized. Lineage: Eukaryota; Fungi; Basidiomycota; Malasseziomycetes; Malasseziales; Malasseziaceae. The coding region runs from base 1 to 459 and encodes 152 amino acids. The record is from RefSeq and is a predicted model, not a curated record. The transcript has 2 exons.
AUGAGCCAAGCGCCAGGCGAUCGAGAUGCGGGGCAGCGCGAGAAGGGCGAUGACGCUUCUCCAGAUAUGUCGGUCAACUUUGCAGACUUUCCUCUGGAUGCCACGUUGAAGUACAUGGUACACCAUGGCAUCGAGCCGCAUUAUCCACCGAGGAGCAUGAUCAGAGAUCCUAGCCUAGCUGAUGAGCCAGAGCCGCCCGUCCAAAAUCCACAAAACGAGAAGCAGACGGACGAAGUAACAGAGUCUGCCCCACUUACACGAUCUGCCACAGCACAUACCACCGAGCGUCACAGAGAGGAGGGCCAUCCCCACUUUUUUGACCGCGACGAAGAGCAUACACACCUCGCAGCCAUGGCGACCAAACACUACAACUCUCUGCCGCCACCAAAAGAGAUCGAUACAAUUGUGAACUUCUUGCACCGGUGCCACCGCGGCGACUCCCUGCUCAAAUUCUCAUAA